Molecule: messenger RNA, 2231 nt
Organism: Pieris napi
Lineage: Eukaryota; Metazoa; Arthropoda; Insecta; Lepidoptera; Pieridae
Product: Bardet-Biedl syndrome 2 protein-like
Exons: 11
Coding region: 64-2208 (714 amino acids)
Biological process (GO): non-motile cilium assembly
Cellular component (GO): motile cilium; membrane; ciliary basal body
Molecular function (GO): protein binding
Source: RefSeq, a predicted model, not a curated record
GUUUCCAUAGCAACAGAUUGUGCCAUAAUAUUCAAAUAGGAUCAAAAUUAGUUUUAAGUUAAAAUGCAAAUAUCUACCGUUCAACCCGUGUUUAAGUUGGAAUUAAACCACAAAGUAACGCCUGGCGUUGUUAUAAUAGCUAAAUACGAUGGAACUCAUCCUUGCUUGACAGCAUCCGCUGGAUAUGAUAAAAUCAUUAUACACCACCCUCAUGGCCUUGUUGGCGGUCGUGCACAGCGAUCAGAGGCACAUGCUGAGGUUUCUGAGCUUAACCUUAGCCAAGCUGUUAAAGCACUUGCUGCUGGACCACUUAAAGAUGACUGUACCAGAGACAUGCUACUUAUUGGUUCGCCUACUCAAAUAUUGGCCUACGACGUUCAUGAAAACACUGACUUGUUCUUCAAAGAAAUGCCAGAUGGCGUAAACGUUAUAAAUACAGUUAGAGUUGGUAAAAGCAGUGAAAUGUUAGCUGUCGUGGGUGGGAACAGUUCCGUGAUAGGUCUGAACGGAAAAGGUGAGGAAAUCUUUUGGAACGUUGUUAGCGGCAGGGUAGUUGCUGUGACCGUAUUCGACUUUGAUAAGGAUGGAGAAAAUGAGCUUCUAAUAGGUUGUGAAGAUUCAUUUAUAAGGGUUAUGAAAAACAAUCAAUUUAUGGUGGAACUUCCUGAAACCGGCUCGGUUCUCUGUUUAUCUCCAAUAUCAGAUGUUCGCUUUGCCUAUGGUCUUGAAAACGGUACUAUAGGAGUUUAUGAAGAAGGAAUACGUUUAUGGAGAGUGAAGUCAAAACAAAAUGCAGUAUCCCUGCAAAGCUCUGGCGAGUGGCUUGCAUGUUGUUGGACUAAUGGUCGUGUGGACUGGCGAGAUGGUACCGGCCGGGUUGUGAGAAGAGUUCAACUUCGAUCUAAUUCUGCAGGAAUGUUGCUCGCAGAUUAUCGCUCACUUGGCGUUCCAGAUUUAGUUUGCGUUUCUGAUAGGGGUGAAGUAUUAGGUUACCCUCCCCACCAAGAAAGCACAGGUUUUAAUAUUACCAAAAAAUAUGCAACGGAGGAAGAUCGUCUUGCUAUAACUGAGUUGAUGAACAAGAAGCAAGCCUUGAUGGUUGAACUCCAACAUUAUGAAGCAAAUGCUGCAAUGGACAACUCUAAUGCAGAUUUAGGACAUAGACCAUCAUCAGCCAUGCCUACCAAUACAAGACUUCAAGUUGCUGUAACUACAGAUUGUGAUGAAGGAUGCAUACAGCUUGCAAUUUCAACAAACAAUGAAACCAUAGUGCGAGCAGCCCUCAUUUUAGCUGAAGGUGUUUUUGAAACUGGUGAAACUUUAGCUUGUCAUCCUUCACGUGGGCAGCUACGCCCUAUACUCUUUAUACCACUCAGACCACCAAGAGAUGUACCAAUUGAUGUUCAUAUAAAGGCGCUGAUUGGCUAUCCUGAUAGUGAACAGUUCCAUAUUUUUGAAUUGACAAAACACCUACCACGCUUUUCAAUGUAUAAGUUGAUAGAUGCCUCUAUCCAAAAACAAAAAAUAGAAGGAAAUGUAACAUUUCACAUCACAGAAAGAGUUCAGAGGAUUUAUAUUUGGAUAAACCAAAACUUCCUCUUAGAGCAAGAUAUUGAAAUAGCAAAUGAGGAAGCCAAAGAUAUUAAUCUAAAUUUCAUCUGUCUUCGCGGUAAAAGUAAUUUACAGAUGAACUUUAGUGUGGAUGGUCAGGUCAAAUUAACAACAAAUGACAUUAGAUUAGCUGGAGACCUGAUACAGAGUUUAGCAACUUUUUUAAAUCUAACCAAUCUACAGACAUGCGCACACUUUCCGGUCGCAGAGGAAAAGUUAUGGGCUGAAAUGUUUAAUGCGAACGAGCACGGUGAAACAAGGUCGCGGUUGGCAGCUGAAAGCGCUGAGAAAGCUCAAAUGAUAACAGCUUUAUUGCCGGCUGCUAUAGAUGCUGCCUCUUAUGACAUAAAAGAAAUGUUAAAUCGAUAUAAAGAAGUUAUGCUACUUAAUGACGAAUUACUAAUUGGAUGUCACGUGCGACGAUCAUCACAGGAACAAACAGUAACCUCUUUAAAAAACCUUCAUGGUAUACUCCAACAAGCGGCGAGGCUUCGUGUUGGUAAAUACGGAAAAGCGGUUGUAACGGCGUGCAGAAAAGCUGUUCAAGAUAAUAAUACAGAGGCACUUAUUAAAAUAUUGCGUGUUGGAGAUUCUUAAUUAAUAAUACCACAAAGAUAGUU